Corylus avellana is the source of this 1118-nucleotide messenger RNA. The record is from RefSeq and is a predicted model, not a curated record. Lineage: Eukaryota; Viridiplantae; Streptophyta; Magnoliopsida; Fagales; Betulaceae.
AAGUCAUUUUUUUUAAUGUGAGAAAUCGCAGUUACAGUCACAAACGGGCUUCGCCGCUCGCAGCGCCGCAGAGGCAAGAGAGAGCAAGCAAACACAGAGCUCCCUUUUCACUUUUCUGCGCAAAGAGCCACCAGGUCGUUAUGGACAGCCAGCUUCUCUGCUUGAACCGGACCAUCUCUUCGCUUAAACCCAACCCAAUCAGAAUUUUUCACCAAAUCAGUACUCCGAAACCAAUUUCAAGCCGGUCUUAUCGCUUCCCUGCAGGAUUCAUUUAUAACAGGAUAAAGUGCUCAAUGAAGUCUUACAAGUUAUCAGAACUUACUCAAACUGAGGUUGAACGCCUAAAGGCUCGUCCUCGUAUAGAUUUCUCUUCCAUUUUCAGCACAGUCCAGCCCAUUGUUGAUGAUGUUCAGAAAAGAGGCGAUGCUGCAGUUAAGGACUACACUGCAAAGUUUGACAAAGUUGAACUGGAAAAGAUAGUUGAAAAUGUCUCCGAGCUCCCAGAUCCAAUGCUUGAUCCAUCUAUUAGAGAAGCAUUUGAUGUGGCAUAUGACAAUAUAUAUGCAUUUCAUGUUGCUCAGAAAUCUGUUGAGAAAAGUGUUGAGAACAUGAAAGGUGUCAAAUGCAAACGAGUUGCAAGAAGCAUCUCAUCUGUAGGUCUUUAUGUUCCCGGGGGAACUGCAGUUUUACCUUCAACAGCUCUGAUGCUUUCAGUUCCAGCACAGAUUGCUGGGUGUAAAACUGUUGUUCUUGCAACCCCUCCUAGUCAUGAUGGUAACAUAUGCAAGGAGGUGCUCUAUUGUGCCAAGAAGGCUGGAGUGACUCACAUCCUUAAAGCUGGAGGAGCUCAGGCAAUUUCCGCCAUGGCUUGGGGGACGGAAUCUUGCCCUAAGGUUGAGAAGAUUUUUGGCCCUGGAAAUCAAUAUGUCACAGCUGCAAAAAUGAUUCUCCAAAACAGUGAAGCCAUGAUUUCAAUUGACAUGCCCGCAGGCCCUUCAGAAGUGUUAGUCAUUGCUGACAGAAAUUCCAAUCCUAUUCAUGUAGCUUCGGAUUUGCUUUCUCAGACUGAAGGUCUUCCUGCAUUAUGUAGUUCUACAUUAUGGCUUGCCAAGUUUUAG